AUGGUGACUAAGACAGUCUGUGAUGCCGACGGCUGGACGGACAAUCGCCUCGUCAUUUCCGACACGAGGCUUCGCCUGGAACCCGUAUCUGCCAUUGUCUCCGGUGAUGGGUUCGAGCAGGAAUCCGAAACGCCAAACGAGUAAAGCUCUUUUCUCAGCUAUCGUGUCUCCUUGUUCACGUCUACCUCUUCUCCCACUCUCGCUCCUGCCGCAUACCUCCCGCCGACCGCCACCCCCGUCACCGACGAUUACACCGUCGCUGCCCGGUCGCCACAACCCAGCGACACCCUCCACUCUGCCCUAAUUCCUCCAUCGACCGCAGCGGCUAGCAUCACUGCCACCACGAAUUCAUGCAUUCCCCCCACCGACGGGACGACGUCUGAUGUUCCAUCACCUUCUACCAUCACCAACAAUCCCGCCUCCGACGAUGUGGACUCAGUUCGUACCCGUCCCCAUUGCGAUCGCACAUUCACCUCACACAUCGACUUGGUCAGUCACUUGCGAAUCCCUCGCACGGAGACUGGCGAACCAGUGCCUGGAGCACCAAUCUACACUCAUCAUACCCACCUCAACUGCGCUCACUGCUUCCGUACAUUCAUUCACCGCAUAGGUUUAUAA
Messenger RNA from Spirometra erinaceieuropaei, 618 nucleotides. The record is from the annotation of a GenBank genome assembly. Lineage: Eukaryota; Metazoa; Platyhelminthes; Cestoda; Diphyllobothriidea; Diphyllobothriidae.